AUGAUCGUAAUGCCGUUGUUUGGCGACCAAUACGAUAACGCGCAGAGAGUGCACGAAAAGGGUUAUGGGAUUAGACUUAAUCCGCAUACAGUUUCUGAGCGGGAAUUAUUGGAUUCAAUCGAUGUCUUAUUGAAUGAUAAGAAUUUGAUGAACAGAUUAUCGAUGGCAGCGAUGCGGAUUCUUAAAAUAAUGGACCCAGUGCAAAUUGUUGAAUUAUUGGUCACCGACCCUGAUGACGACACCACAUAUAUACUAAAAGAGAAAAAAUUGAACAAACUAUGUGAUCAAUUAGGCAAUCGACCCCUCGCUGUGAUCAAUGUUGUGGGCAAAUCGCGUACGGGUAAAUCAUUCAUGCUCAAUUAUCUUGGCCGUUAUAUUAUGAAGAAACUUCAGCAUAAGAUAGCCGCCCGAUCAGCAACACCUCUCACGGGUUUUGAGUGGAAUAAUGACUCAGAUUUGGUGACAAAUGGCAUUUGGUUUUCACAGCCACUGAUCGUAACCAAAGAAUCGGGCGAAGAGUUGGCCAUCAUUUUAGUAGACACUCAGGGACUGUACGACAAGAACUUCCCGGUAUCGGACUCGUCGGCCAUCGUUGGCCUGAGUCUACUCAUGUCGUCAUUACUCAUAUUUAACGUGUUUAGCGACUUGGAGGGGAAGACUGGACAAAGACUCACAAACACCACGCGAGGCGAAGGGGGCGAAGGGGGUCAGCAAUACCUAGAGAGCAGGUUUCAAGUGAAGCGCAUGCAUACGGCCAGCGCCCGGAGCGCCCGCCAAAACAUACGUAACAGUUUUGAUGCCAUUGACUGCUACCUAAUGCCGGAGAGGGGACCGGCGGCACAGGGGCUGGGGUUUGAUGGCCGCCGAGAUAUGCUUAGCCCGCAAUUUAUUGAAAUACUGGAUGAGUUUUGCCAGACUGUUGUGGCGCCUGACCUGUUGGAGCCCAAGUCCAUAGGCGGCCGCCCGUUGACGGGCCGAGCGUUUGGACAGUACCUGAAAAUCUACGUGAAUAUUGUAACAGUGCGAGUCGAGAGGUGUGCGCGCGACUGGAAGGCUCAGGGCUCGACCGGACGUCGCAAUAUGUUUAACAGCGGUCAGGUGCGCGCAUGCAAUAUGUCGGACGCCUCGUAUAAGUUUGCUGAUCAUAAUCUAAUUACUCAGAUUAAGGACGAAUAUGAGGCUAAAUUAGUGGCACUUAUGGCGGACGACCAGCAGGUGUUGAGCGCACAGGACUUGAUGGCAGAGACGGACGCUUUGGCCGACGAGUGUCGACAAAAGUUUGAAUCCCAGAAAAAGUCAGUAAACGAUCGAACGAUACGGGAGUUACGGGAUAUGAUGGCCGCGGCGUUGACCGCAACCGCCAAACAGGCGCUCGACGAUAAUGAACGGCGAAUACAGCGGUUAAAGGAACUAUUCGUUGACCAAACAAAGUCGUACCAUUUAGACGAUUUAGAGCUAGAACACACUGAUACCGUCACCUUUGUGCUAUCACAAUUAGAUCAAUACCACACCAACAAUCACCUAGUGCCAAUCGGCCAAUACAAGUCCAUACUGCGUGACUACUGCCGGGGCCGGUACGUCGACUAUCGAGACAAAAACCAGACCCGACGCCAAUUGGCCGAAGUGGAGGCCCGGCAACAGUUGCAGGACCUGUGCAACCAAUACGACCUCGAGUUGGAGCGCUUGAUUAAGUUGGGCGCCGGCGGUGCCGACACUUUUGACGAGUUCAAAGCCGAGGCCAAAGUGGUCGGCCAACGGGUGUUGGCCGAGUAUCUGGAGGGUCGCCACCGGGCGCUCAGUACCCUAAACACCCGCGAUGUGACCGCGCGUUUAUACGAACUUCUCGCCGAGUCGGAGCACGUAUUUCUGGAGCAAAAACGUGUGGAACGGAUAUCUGUAGAUCAGCUCAUAGACACAGUCCUACGCCUGUAUACGGAACGUAUGGGUAAACGCCGGGCUAACACCGCCUACGUUUGGGCCGAUCGGCUCAAACAAAUGCACGACAAUCUGGUGGCUGACCUGAUCAAAGAGCACCGGGACCGGCGUGGUCAUUUAACCGACAACAAAUUCACCCAGCUCAUCACCGAUCUGUUGGACACCGCGUAUUGUACAGUAAGCGAUGAUAACGCUAAAAACACGCCAACCCUGCCGGCCAUCGGCAUUGACUUGGGCACCACCAACUCGUGCGUAGCCUACUAUCGGCCCGACACCCGACAGGUGGUGGUGUUCGAGUCGGACACCGGCCGCCGGACCACACCAUCGGUUGUGGAGUAUAGGGUAGAGGACGGCGAGAAAAUUGUGGGCGACACCGCCCGCUACAACACACUCUCCGCCCCGCGACAAACCGUAUACUCCGUGAAGCGUCUGAUUGGCCGCAAAUUCAGCUCCAGGGAAGUGCGCGACGACCGCGACAACUGGCCUUUUCGGGUGGUCAACAUGGGUCAGGACGAGCCGGGCGUAGAAGUGGAGACGGGUCCCGGCGGUCAGACCGACAGGUUUAUGCCCGAAGAGGUGUCGGCACAUGUGUUGAAAAAGAUAAAAGAGACCGCCGAGAGAGGGCUGGGAGGAGGCGGCGACGGUGGGCAGGGGGUAGUCAUCACUAAUUGCGUGAUCACUGUUCCCGCGUAUUUCAAUGACGCCCAGAGGGACGCGACGAAAGGGGCGGCCACUAUGGCUGGGCUUAAAGUGUUGAAGAUUAUCAACGAGCCCACAGCGGUCGCACUCGCCUAUCAGCUCAAUCGGUUUGAUAACGUACGCGCCAAGACCGUGCUCAUAUACUAUUUCGGUGGCGGCACAUUUGACGUGUCGCUAUUGGCCAUAGACUGCGGCGAAGUGAACGUACUGGCGGUGGGCGGCGACAAUCACCUAGGUGGUGACGACGUAGACAAUCUAAUGAUCGCCCAUUGCAUGGCUGCGUUCGGCGGCGAACCGGUCGACAUGGAGACCGACGAGGGGUCGGUGGCGUUGCGGCGCGUGAAACGCUAGUGCGAAAGCAAAAAAUCGGAAUUAAGCAAGGCCAAUUCGGUGACCAUCAAGCUGAACAAUUUGAUCGGCACCCGGCACAUGAACGUGGAGAUCACCAGGCGCCAAUUUAACGACAUGUGCGAACACUUGUUUGCGCGUACUAUGGCGUGCGUGAACGAUGUGAUGGGUAAGGCGGGCAAAACGCCCAGGGACAUUGACGAUGUGAUCUUGGUGGGCGGUUCCACGCGUAUACCCUAUGUCCAGGAGAUGUUGGCCGAGUUUUUCGAUAAAGAACCAUGCCACACUGUUCACCCGGAUCUGGCCGUGGCCGAGGGAGCCGCCAUUCAGGCUGCGAUACUAAAUGGUAACCAGGCCCAACAACUGGGUAAUUUACGUGUGCGUGAUGUUACCCCGUUUACGUUGGGCGUACGCGGACAAGGUGACACUAUGUCGCCCAUCAUAGUGGCUCAAUCGCCUAUACCGUGCUCUAAAGCGAAAGUAUACCGUACUGUCAAAGAGUUUCAAACCGACAUCGAUGUGGUGGUGUACGAGGGCGAGGACCCGGUUGCCAGUGCUAACAGGCAGCUAGGCACAUUCACUGUGGCCGGUUUGCCACCAUUGCCGGCUGGCAGAGCGACCAUCAAGGUGGUUUUCGAUUUGAACGACGAUGGUAUUUUGAAUGUUAGGGCUGUGGACCCAAUCACUGGCCAAGCGAUCGCUGGCAUAGAAGUGGUCGAACACAAGGGCCGACUCACCGAACAGGAGUUACGGGAGCGCGCCGUUUGAAUUAAUGAUUUAUCAUGAAC
This is a messenger RNA of Medioppia subpectinata, 3770 nucleotides long. NCBI's taxonomy places the organism in Eukaryota, Metazoa, Arthropoda, Arachnida, Sarcoptiformes, Oppiidae. The record is from the annotation of a GenBank genome assembly.